Molecule: messenger RNA, 2371 nt
Organism: Vollenhovia emeryi
Lineage: Eukaryota; Metazoa; Arthropoda; Insecta; Hymenoptera; Formicidae
Gene: Rint1
Product: RAD50-interacting protein 1
Exons: 12
Coding region: 128-2323 (731 amino acids)
Biological process (GO): regulation of ER to Golgi vesicle-mediated transport; retrograde vesicle-mediated transport, Golgi to endoplasmic reticulum; endoplasmic reticulum to Golgi vesicle-mediated transport
Cellular component (GO): Dsl1/NZR complex
Source: RefSeq, a predicted model, not a curated record
UACCUCUCAUUCCAACUCAUUGCACCAGUGUGCACUAGUUCAGGAGUGCAGCAAUAAAAAACAGACCCAUUGCAUAGGGCGACUGGAAGCCAAAUAACCGGAAGAAAAAGAAGAAGUAAAUGUCAUAAUGGAUAUAAGGCAAAAAGUUAUACAAAAGUUCAACGAACACUUGGGAUCGAAUUUAAAAAAUCUUGAAGGAAUUUAUGAUUUCCAAGAACGUCUCAAAGCGGAGAAGGAUGAAAUUGAAAAAUCAUUGUCGAUGGCAUCAACCACUGCUCCAUCCAAGGUGAAAGCAGUCGUCGAGAGCGUAGAACAUAUUAACGGUGAGGUCGAGCAGCUGGAAGAAACUUGUUUGCGCCUGAGCAAAGAGAUCGAAGAGAUGUUUAGCGAGAAUGACAAAAAUUUAGAGCUGCAAAAAAUUAUUGACAAGAUAGGGCAGCUGGAUAAAUCGUUAUCCUAUCUACUCUUCUUAGAAUAUAUCGAAAACAUUAGCGACGAGAUGGAGACAGCCUUGUUAUCUAAUGACGACCAAUCUAUGAUAACUCUAUACAUAAACUUGACAAACAUCAGUUGCCAGUUGCAAACCUCUGUGUGUCGCCAUUUGGUCAGCUAUGUUCACGAGACCUUGCACUUCUGGCACAAUCUGAUAAAGGAGAAAUUUUUGAAGGAGUACAAUGACUUAUUGAAGACGCUAAAAUGGCCUUUCUGCGGCACCAACGCCACUUCGGUGAAUGCACCUUUGCCAGAAAUAAUGACAAGAUUCAAGAUAAUCACUGAAUAUCUCUUUCAACUGCAGUUACCAGAAGAAAUGAUAAAACCUGUAGUAACAUCUGUGCUGCUAACUGAUUUUGCACCAGUUAGUUUACCGAUCGCCUUUUUAGUACGUCCGCUCCGACAAAGAUUCGUUUAUCAUUUCACAGGAGCUAAAUUGACGAAUCGUCAGGACAAACCGGAAUGGUUCUUUACGCAGAUAUUAACGUGGAUCAAGGACCACGUUCAGUGGGUGCAAAAGAACAUUCAACCUGUGGCAGAUUCUAUAGGUUUUGGACACUUGGAUAUAAAGGCUGAGUUUAUGCGCGCUCUAGUUCAGUUAGCCGUUGAGAAACUUCAUUCCGAAUUGCCCAUAGUGCAGUACGAUGACGCUCUAUUUGCGCAUUUGGUAGAUGAAGCUUUGGGAUUUGAAAGAGAGUUGCAAGAAACUCUGCUAUAUCCACAAACUCAGCCAGCUACCAUUUUCGUUCUUACGCAGGCACAUAUUUUUGUAAAAUGGAUAAACAUGGAGAAGAAAUACGCGACUGAAAAAAUGGAUGCAAUACUAAGCUCAAACACAGCAUGGGAAAGGCUGGCGGGUCCUGAUAUAGAUGAUAUGAAAGUCACCGAGUGUGCGGAUGCCUUUCUCACACUCCUCACUACGAUUUCUGAUAGAUAUAAACAUUUGCCUCAACCCGGUCAUAGAUUACAGUUUCUUGAGCUGCAAUUAGAAUUGGUUGACGACUGGCGAGUACGAUUGUUGCAAUUGUUACAUGAAAAUUAUGAAAAUCCGUUAACGUCGCUUAUGCCGCGUAUUCUCAAUACACUACAUUAUGUCGCGACUGUUUUGGAAGAAUGGGGCGCGACUGUUCACUUCUUACAGUUGCAUUUUUUCAAGCAAUUUGAAAGUGUGGAAAAUGCUACUGACAGAGGUAACGACGUUAACGAGAACAUCGGGGACAUAGAAGGGAUUGUAUUUGACGAAGCUGUAGUUCUCUUACAACGAUUAGAGAAGGAAUUGAUAAAUGAAAUCAGUGAUUCAGUUGCUUUAGAUGUAAAGGCAAAAAGUAGAGCUUACAGGACGGAUAAAUGGUUUGCGAUGCAAUCUUCCAAAGAAGUUGCUUCGUUAUCAGUAACACCAAGUGGCUGUCCUAUGUUCCAAGAACUAGCUACACGUCUUCACAUAUUGCACAAUGUUCUUGCACUGCCGUUGUUUAAUCAAGCUUGGAAAAAUUUAGCCGCUCAAUUUGACCAAUUUCUUUUCGAAGAAGUUGUACUUGUAAAUCAUUUCAAUAGCGGCGGCGCCGAACAAUUACAAUACGAUAUUCUGAGGAAUCUAUUUCCAUUAUUUGGUCUAUAUAUUAGCCAACCAGAAUCGUACUUUCCUUUAAUCAAAGAAGCAUGUAUACUUUUAAAUGUCUUGACAGGUUCAGCGAUAUUGCUUGAAGAAGCACUAAAUAAUAAUAACAAAAAUGCAUUGGUAGAGAUUUUGGCCGACGUCGGAGUGCACAAAAUGUCUGCUAAACUUGCUCUGAAAGUAAUAGCGACAAGGACAGACAUUAUCCAUAUAUAGGGAAUCUUUUUCUUGAAUAUAUUCUGUAAAAAUAAAAUUUAUCGUAGU